This is a messenger RNA of Melitaea cinxia (Glanville fritillary), 1135 nucleotides long. RefSeq names its product serine hydrolase-like protein. The coding region runs from base 128 to 1045 and encodes 305 amino acids. The record is from RefSeq and is a predicted model, not a curated record. NCBI's taxonomy places the organism in Eukaryota, Metazoa, Arthropoda, Insecta, Lepidoptera, Nymphalidae. The transcript is spliced from 6 exons.
GUUAUCGUCAUAAAAUUAAUCAAGAUAACAAAAUAUGACCUUUGUACAAUUAUUAUCCUUACUCAAUAGUUAGUUUUUGUAAUAUUUUCCUACAGUUAUAAAUAGUUAGAAUAUUAAUGACUAAAAGAUGACAAGUGAGAUACCUGAAUUUUUUGUUCAAGCAAAAUGGGGUAAAAUCGCUUGUAUAUCAUGUGGAAAUCCAAAAAAUUCACCGAUACUUUUGAUUCAUGGUUAUAUGGACACAGCAGCGACCUUCAUUACUAUUUUAAAACAUUUACCUAAAAAAUAUUACUAUGUUGCAUUGGAUUUGCCAGGCCAUGGCCAUUCCGAUCCUUUCCCCAUGGGACCCAUCAUAACCCAAGCUCAUCAGGUGUACGCCAUACACCAAGUUAUUGAACAUUUGAAAUGGGACAAGUUUAUGUGUAUGACGCACUCCGUUGGAUUUAUUUUAGGAGUAUUAUAUAAUAACCUCUACCCUGAUAAAAUAACAAAAAUGGUGAGUUUCGACCCCGUGCCCCCAAUAUCAACGUACUUAGCCCCGUACUAUAUCCUAAACAUGUGGUAUGAACACAGCUAUGAAGAAUUUUAUAAGAAUUAUUCGAGAUGGAAAAUGGAAAAGGAAAGAGAUUACACCUAUGAACAAGCAAUUAAUCUUAUAAUGAAGAACAGGAAAGUGAACGAAGAACAGGCUGCCAUAUUGCUGUCCAGAACAUUGAUACCUGUAGGCGAUAAUAAAUACAGAUUAUCGUGGGAUCCAGUAAUGAAGAAAUUAACAGCAGUUCCGAUGACGGAAGACACGUUUAUUAAGAUAGUUACAGUAAACGCACCACCCAUGCUCGUAAUAUCGGCUUCACAUGAUUCGACCGUGGAGUUUUUUAAACGAAAAGGCGCUAAAAUCAUGCAGAAAAUCCAAGAAACAAUGAAAAACCUCACGAGAAUUACCAUUGACGGACCCCACGACCUCCAUAUUGUUAAACCUGAGGAGUUUAUCGAUAAAAUUAUCGCAUUUUUCGACAGUCCUGUCAAAACAAUAGCGAAAUUAUAGUUUUAUUUUAAUGACUAGCCCGCUAGUGCAGUUCCGAAGGUAUUGUGUAGUGUCUUGAGUCUGACCGUAUGUGUAAUAUAUAUCAAUAUU